Molecule: messenger RNA, 366 nt
Organism: Paramecium tetraurelia
Lineage: Eukaryota; Ciliophora; Oligohymenophorea; Peniculida; Parameciidae
Exons: 1
Molecular function (GO): protein binding
Source: RefSeq, a predicted model, not a curated record
AAGACAGGCAAAUGAAAUGCCAAGUGAAAUGGUCAUGCAAAUUGAGUCAUGGCAGUUAAUGUCUCUCCUGAUGGUACUACAUUGGCAUCUGGUAGUGUAGAUAAGUCCAUCCGUUUAUGGGAUGUUAAGACAGGAUAAUAAAAAGCCAAAUUAGAUGGUCAUUCAGGUGACGUUUAUUCAGUCAGUUUCUCUCCUGAUGGUACUUUAUUAGCAUCUGGUAGUGGAGAUAGCUCUAUCCGUUUAUGGGAUGUUAAGGAAGAAUUAUCAAUCCUAUCAUCGUAAAAUGACUAUCAAGAUGUUCUAGUAUAAUUUUAACCCCAAGUUUUUCAAAAAAAUUUUAUACAAGAAAGUAGUAUUUAUUUUUGA